Molecule: messenger RNA, 490 nt
Organism: Jatropha curcas
Lineage: Eukaryota; Viridiplantae; Streptophyta; Magnoliopsida; Malpighiales; Euphorbiaceae
Product: F-box only protein
Source: RefSeq, a predicted model, not a curated record
UGCAGCAUGAAGAGCCGGUAGUGGGCUAAAAUUUACAUUUUCCAAUUAGGAUCUGGAAAACAGCCGGAGAUAGUUUGUUGAUUACAGGGUAACAGAGCCAUAAGCAGAGAGAAAGAGAAAUGGAAAAAGAAGAGAAAGAUAAAGAGAAGGAGAAACUAUGCAUGCGGUGUAAGCAGAUGUACACUUCGUCGUCUAACACCUCCUUUUCUUGUCGCUUCCAUCCUUCCUUCUUUGUCUGUCGCCGUCACGAUGAUCAGAAAAGGUACUAUGAAUUGGGACCUGAUGAUCCACCAUACGCUGCCAAAUUUUAUGACUGCUGCGGGGCCGAGCAACCUGAGGCGCCUGGUUGCACCACCAGUUUUCAUGUUUCAUAUGAUGAUUGAUGUAAUGUUUCUCCUUAUCACUAGAUUCUGACUGGAUUAAUGAAAUUUGUAUAUAUUUGGGUACUUCCUCUCCAUCUAAUUAUGACCUCUUAACAUACAUUUUUCAA